This is a messenger RNA of Suillus clintonianus, 747 nucleotides long. RefSeq lists its product as uncharacterized. Bases 99 to 677 code for a protein of 192 amino acids. The transcript has 3 exons. Gene Ontology annotation, biological process: mycotoxin biosynthetic process. The record is from RefSeq and is a predicted model, not a curated record. Lineage: Eukaryota; Fungi; Basidiomycota; Agaricomycetes; Boletales; Suillaceae.
AUUUUAAAUAAAUCUUGCAUCCAAACGAGAACAAGGAAAGUCUGUGACAAUAGAUAAAGCAAGAAGUAAGCUGAGGACUUGUUUGUCAGGACGCAACGAUGCAUAACAACUCGAGAAUCCAGCUCCAGAUUGUCACUAUCUUGAUUAUCAUAAAAAUCAGCAUGAUACUCAUUUUCUGCAGCCUUCAGGUGGAUGAAAAACCGGUCCACAGAGUAUAUUCGUUUGACGGCGACGAUUUCCCUCAACUGUUGCCCCUCCCCCAGACUGAUCCAGUCCUUAUGGCCUUCGAAGAUUCAGUACAUUAUCAGAUGAACACUGAAGAUGGGAGGGCGGAGUGGGCCAGCCUAACGCCGGGUAGUGGGCUUGUUUAUCUGGGGGAGCAGCAUCACCCAUUCUCGAUCUCGAUGUUCCACCAAUUGCGUUGCCUCGAUAUCCUACGAGAAGAUCUUGUUGGAGCAAAUGGAAACGCAGAUCUGAGUCGUCACUGCCUCAACUACUUGCGCCAGAUGGUGAUGUGCCGCGGCGACACUCAGCUGGAAAACAUACUUAUAGCAAGCAAAGAACAUCCAUCCCAAGAUUUUUUUGUGCGGACUGGGUCAUAUGUGUGUAGCAAUUGGAAUUCGGUGCUGGAGGAAGUGAAGAAGAACCAGGCUGCAGCUGCCAAGGUCGCGGGGUGAUAGAGAGGGACAAGGUAGUUCGGUGCCCGAGUUUUCAAUCGUCCCAAUCUAGAAUCAUCGCUGUCAUCGC